AUGGAUGUUAUUAUUGCCUUUGAUUUAAAGGAAGCGACAAUGGCAGAGAUAGCUCUUCCAAAUGAUUGUUCUCGUGGAAUUUAUGAUUUGUUGGUAUUUCAUGGACUUAUCAGUGUAUGGAAUGUGGAGAGGUCUACAGUUAAGAUAUGGGUGAUGCAAGAAUACGCAGUGCAUUCAUCUUGGACUACGACUCUUGAUUUUUCUUUUCAUCCUCCUCUGGAUUUUUCUCCAAUAUGCUUUACAAAUUGCGGUGAUAUAGUUGGACCAAUUGCUGGUGGUGGAUUAGCAAAGCUUAAUGACAAAGGACAACUGCAAGAGUAUCAUUCCUAUGGUGACCGUUACUUUAUGAGAUCCCAAAUGGCGGUGUAUAUAGAGUCUCUGCUUUCACUCCCCGAUGGCACUGAGCAAGCUUAA
Messenger RNA from Medicago truncatula (barrel medic), 414 nucleotides. RefSeq lists its product as uncharacterized. The coding region runs from base 1 to 414 and encodes 137 amino acids. The transcript has a single exon. Lineage: Eukaryota; Viridiplantae; Streptophyta; Magnoliopsida; Fabales; Fabaceae. The record is from RefSeq and is a predicted model, not a curated record.